Caenorhabditis elegans is the source of this 2758-nucleotide messenger RNA. It is a transcript of the gene ugt-46, whose product is annotated as glucuronosyltransferase. Lineage: Eukaryota; Metazoa; Nematoda; Chromadorea; Rhabditida; Rhabditidae. Gene Ontology annotation, molecular function: UDP-glycosyltransferase activity; glucuronosyltransferase activity. The record is from RefSeq and is marked reviewed. Gene Ontology annotation, cellular component: membrane. Bases 152 to 667 code for a protein of 171 amino acids. The transcript is spliced from 10 exons.
ACACCCAACGCCAUCAGUUCACAAAAAUGACAUUGUGAUCUUAUCAACAGCCGCUCUUUUCGUCGCCACUUUUGUCUUAUCAUUUUGUAGAACUGAUAAGACGUGUAAAAACUAAUUUGCAGCAUUCUUGACGCGUUAUUAGCGUUUAACUAUGCGGCUGAUAUUUGUAUUACUAGCAACAUUUGUAAAUGCAGCGUUUUCUUAUAAAAUUUUAGUAUUCUCGCCUGCAACAAGUAAAUCUCAUCUAAUUUCAAAUGGAAGGCUUGCUGAUGAACUGGCCCGCGCUGGUCAUGAUGUGACAGUGCUGGAGCUAGAUUUUCUUGGAAUCUCCCAAACCACAAACAGCGUCAAAGUAGCUAAAAAACGCAUUAUCGAUGGUUUCCAGGAAUCUACUAAUUUUAAAAAUGUUCUUCACGGCUUCUCCGAAACUGUAAUGGAAGAGCCAAGCUUCACAGACGAGAUCAAGGGAUGGUGGGCCUAUCAGAAUGUGUACAAUGACUUGUGUGCCGAGUUUUUGAAGAUGGAUGACAUAUUCAAUGAGCUCAAAAAUGCAAAGUUUGAUGGGUUCUUUGCAGAGCAAAUCAAUUUGUGUGGUUUUGGCUAUGCACACGCUCUGGAAAUUCCGAGGCACUUUUUGAUCUCAAGCUGUAGCACAUUGCGCGUAUAAAUAGCCGGGUACACGUCGAGUCCAUUAAAAAGAAGACCAUUUCCAUGUGCAACAUCCUGAAAGCACUAACUGGGACAACCUGGGGCUGCUCGAAGGAAGUCCUACUGCAGACAACGAAGGCUAUCAUCAAAUCCCUAGCACUAUACGGUGCACCAGCAUGGACCCAGCUCCUGAGCCAAUCACGACUCAACACUCUGGAAAUAUGCUACAGAAAUGCCUUACGGAUUUGCGCCGGUCUCACGAAGGACACGCCAAUCGUCCACAUCUAUGCCGAAACACAAAUGCUCCCUCUUCGCGAAGAAUGUGAACUCGCUAGACAGCAGGCUUACCUCUCCAUGGCCAAAUCAACCACCCACCCGAACCGCGGACUGAAAGCGAGGCGCCAACCUGAGCGGAAAACCGACAGGCCAAGAGAACCAUCACUGGAUUUCCCCAACGAAACGUCAGGACGACAAACAAGAAGCCGCCGAAACUGAACGAAGAAGAAAAGCAGCUCCCGAAAUCAACCCGGAGGGAACUGGCCAGACUGCGUUGUGGUGACCCGCUACUCGUCCCGCAAUACCGAGCCAAAAUUAAAGGAAUCAAUGUGGACCCCUGCCAAUGCGGCAACUCAUCAGGGGACCUACGCCACUUCCUAGAAUGUGGAAGAACCCCCGAUCAAAAUUGAAGACCUAUGGAAAAGCCCAAAACUGGCGGCCAGAAGACUAGGCCUGCCGCUCACCUGUGACCCAGAAGGAGCGAGUGCUUUGCCGUGACAGACCGGCGCUGCGCUGCCGUUGCAGCAACAACAACAACAUAAAUAGUUCAUCUGAAAAUUGUUUUGAAAUAUGAUCUCGUAACAAUUACUUAAAAUAGGGAGUUGAAAAAAUUUUUCCAAGUCAUAUCUUGAAUUUGGAAUGUAUCGUAAACCUGGCAUAUAAUUUAGAUCGAAAAUUUGACCAUAUUUCCCCUUUUUUAAUAAAAUAAUAUUACCAAAAAAAAACUAAAACUUUCAGUUGCCCAUUUGCUGCUCCAGUAUACGAUUUCACUGGUCUUCCAAUGCCCACCUCAACUGUAGCAUUUGCUGCCGAUUUGAGCAUAAGCCCAACGUACACUGAAAGAGCCAGAAAUUUAUUUGUUGCUGUUCUCACAAAACUCGAAUUUACUCUUUUGAAUAACCGCCUUCAGGCGCAUUUCCAGCAUAAAUUUGGAGAACAUUUCCCAUCUCUCUACAGUGUUACUAGCGAUGUUGACGUCAUUUUUGUGGCCACUGAUGAAAUAAUCGACAUUUCCACAACUACUCUUCAAAACAUUGUCCACGUCGGAGGGCUUGGAGUUGAUGACGACGUCGCUGAAAUGGACAAUGUGUUUGCAAGUGAAAUGAGCAAGGGGAAGGAAGGCGUCAUUUAUUUUUCGCUGGGUACUAUUGCGAACACUACUAAAAUUGAUAGCAAGGUAAUGCGUACCGUAUUGGACAUUGUGAAGAAGUUCCCCGACUAUCAUUUUGUGAUAAGAGCUGAUAAAUAUGACUUGAGCACCCGAGAAUAUGCUAAAUCAGUUUCCAACGCUUUUGUGUCUGAUUGGCUACCACAACCGGCAAUUCUCCACCAUCCUCGCCUCAAACUCUUCAUCACUCAUUCUGGCUACAAUAGUAUUGUUGAAGCGGCGAGAGCUGGAGUUCCACUUAUCAAUAUUCCUUUUAUGUUUGAUCAGAAUUUAAACAGCAGAGCAGUUGAGAAAAAAGGUUGGGGAAUCCGAAGACACAAAAAACAACUGCUUACGGAGCCCGAGGAAAUUGAAAAGGCUAUUUCUGAAAUUAUUCACAACAAGAAGUACUCCUUGAAAGCUCAGAGAAUACGCGAUCUUAUCAAAUCAAAACCCCUCAGUUCUUCUCAAUUACUGAUUAAAACUACUGAAUGGGCAAUCAAAAAUCACGGACUCGACGAAAUUAAGUUCGAAAGCCGUGGUCAAACAACUUGGACUUAUUACAAUUUAGAUGUGAUUAUUCCAGUAUUUUGGCUUAGCAUUUCUCUUGUGAUACCUACCAUUUUUGGGUGGUACAAGUUCAGUUGUUUCGGGCAUGUGGAGGAAAAGAAGGGCAAAUCGAAGAGA